CCCUUCUGAAAUGUCCUGUUGUGUCUAUCAAUUCCAGCCAAAGACCCCCACCCGGCCCAGCCCUUGCCCACUCCCAGGCUCCCAGGACAGUCACACACUUGGCCUCUGUGGUGCUCUGUGGCCUGGCUGGGGGAUGGGGGUAUGCACAAUCUGAGGAUACACUGGAAUAUUCAGUACGUGCUCCGUGGAAGCAGACCCAGCUGGAAAAGCAGCCUACCCCACAAAGGACCCCUCAGGAAUGAAGCCGCUUUUUCAGGUUCAGAGGCGCUGUGGGCUCUCCUGCUCUUCUUAAAUAGUCAGGCCUCCCUCCUACAGCUCCAAGGAGUCCACCUGGAGCACCACCCACGGCCGGCUCACCGCUCGCCUGCCUCCCGUCCUUGCCCUCCUGGGUCAUCUGCAAGAGCCCCAACAUGAAUGGCCUGGAGACAGCCCCACCGAGCCUGGCAGACAACUCCUCCCUGGCUUACUCUGAGCAAUGUGGACAGGAGACCCCACUAGAGAACAUGCUCUUCGCUUGCUUCUACCUUCUGGAUUUCAUCCUAGCCUUUGUGGGCAAUUCCCUGGCCCUGUGGCUUUUCAUAUGGGACCACAAGUCAGGCACCCCGGCCAACGUGUUCCUGAUGCAUCUGGCUGUGGCCGACCUGUCCUGUGUUCUGGUCCUGCCUACUCGGCUGGUUUACCACUUCUCCGGGAAUCACUGGCCAUUUGGGGAAAUCCCAUGCCGGCUCACUGGCUUCCUCUUCUACCUCAACAUGUAUGCCAGCAUCUACUUCCUCACCUGCAUCAGCGCCGACCGGUUCCUGGCCAUCGUGCACCCAGUCAAGUCCCUCAAGCUCCGAAGACCUCUCUAUGCCCACCUGGCCUGCGCCUUCCUGUGGGUGGUGGUGGCUGUGGCGAUGGCCCCGCUUCUCGUGAGCCCACAGACCGUGCAGACCAACCACACAGUGGUCUGCCUGCAACUGUACCGGGAGAAGGCCUCCCAUCACGCCCUGGCCUCCCUGGCCGUGGCUUUUACCUUCCCCUUCAUCACCACCGUCACCUGCUACCUGCUGAUCAUUCGCAGCCUGCGCCAGGGCCCCCGCAUAGAGAAGCACCUCAAGAACAAAGCUGUCCGCAUGAUUGCUAUGGUUCUGGCCAUCUUCCUCAUCUGCUUUGUGCCCUACCACAUCCACCGCUCGGUCUACGUGCUUCACUACCGCGGCGGCGGCGCCGGCGGCGGUGGGAUGUCCUGCUCUGCUCAGCGUGCCCUGGCCCUCGGGAACCGCAUCACCUCGUGUCUCACCAGCCUCAACGGGGCCCUGGACCCUGUCAUGUACUUCUUCGUGGCUGAGAAGUUCCGCCACGCCUUGUGCAACUUGCUCUGCAGCAAGCGGCUCGCGGGCCCACCUCCCAGCUUUGAGGGAAAAACCAAUGAGAGCUCCCUGAGUGCCCGAUCCGAGCUGUGAGCCUUGAACUGUGAGCCUUGAGCAAGGAGGUCCUGUCACCAGGCCAGCUGUAGACUGUUGUAGGAGGACCAGCUCUCCACUGGGGCCCACGCUACCAGGGCCAGCUAAAGAAGUCUAUGUUCCCUCACCACUUCCUGAGCAAAUAAACUAACAUGUCAGCAGCUCUUGCCCUGCUCCAAGGUCUUAACGGCAAGGCCAUCCAGUCUGAGCAACUCCACCAAGAGGCGGGGGCAAACUACAGGAUGCCCUGCCCACCCUUCCACAGGGACUGGGUUGGCCUGCCUUAUUUACAGCUCCCAGACACUCAGUGACUUCACUGGUACUAAAUAGGGAAGGGAGCCACAGGGACAUUUCUGGAACAAUGGAGAUCUUUCUUCCCCACGAAACUUCCAGCUUCCUUCAUACUGCAGAUGCCCACAGCAACAAAGCUCAACAGAAUAACCCAGAAAGCAAGCUGCCCAGGACCCCGAAAAGGAAGCAGCACUAAUCUCAAUGGAACUAGAGGGGCGUCUAAUAUUUCCUUUGAAGUACAUGGUGUAUUGUGUAUCCAUACAGAGUCCUUGCCUGCCUUGGGAGAUGAUCUCAUUCUGAGCUUGGGGGACACAGACUCUCGGAUAGCCACACAUGAGUACAUUUCAGACUGACUGCAAGUGAGUCCAGCAAACACAGCUCUGGACUCCCCUGCUGUAACCCUGUUCCCACAUCUGCCUCUAGCCUGACAACGUCUGGAGUUUCUCAGUAGAAGGUGGCCUGGUCAGGCAUAUGGCAUAGAUGGACAGCCAUUAGAGUCCGCUGCAGGCAGGGACCCAGGUGUGUGAACCUGUCUCCAGCUCACUCAAACCCAGAGGGGGCAUUUCCACUCCCUCCCAAGAGGCUUCUGCCAGCCUGGGCUGCCUGGCUUUGAACUGCUGAACUUGUCAGCAUGUGUUGACCAUGCUCAUGUAUCCUUUUUGUACUUGUUUGUAUGACUCCUAAACAUAAUCAAGCCUUAAGGAAAAGGAAAUUAUUAUGCUAAUUCAACCUGACACAUGAUGUCUUCCCCUGAAAUUCUCUUCCCUUCCACCCAAGAAUGACCAAGUAAGGCAAUGUCUCCCUUAUUGUGGUUUGGGUGGCCCCGUGGUAUGUCUGCCCCAGGCAGACCUGAAGCCAUGCAUCAUGGAGUUUCAAGUGCCAUCCUAGGUUGGAAGGGCUCUCAAACUUAACCCUCCAACCACACCCUGCCCAUCAACAGAGAAACCCUCUAUUCUUCUAUUACAUUUCGUCUUCCAAAUGGAUGCUACUUCCAAGCAUGGGGUAGUGGCCUGUGCAUGGCUCAUCUCAGAAAGAGCACAGCCCAGACUGAUGCCCCUCCUGCUCAGUGUUACUUCUCACCAGUACAGGUCUGUCCACCCUGGUGGUCCCUCACCAAGACGGCCUGCUGAAUACAAGACCAUGGCAUCCUUACAGAUGCCAGGACCAGGAUGAGGUCAUGUGCCCCUCCAGAGGCAUAGCAAAGCGGCAAGAUCACUGUAGGCUGAGACAGAGGGGCUUUGACAGAGAACCAAGUACCCAGACAGGAAGCACAGUCUCGUGGGAAGCUGGAGGGUCUCUGGAAGGCAGCAAGGCCUUUUCUGGCACAGGGGUUGCAGAAGCAGACUUGGGUCAGAGGAGGAGAAACUUGCAGCUCUAUUUGAGACCUGUUGUGUUGAAAUCUCAAAUGGAGAUGCCACCCAGGCAGGGGAACUGAGCAAAGGGGAGAUCUGGAGGGGACCCCUGGAUAGUCCAGAUGUGCUGUUGAGAGACCCAAGACUUCAUCUUCAAGGGUGGGUACGGACACAGGCCCGAAGAACAUCUCUGUGCAGAGAGAGGCUGGAGGAAGCUAGCACAGGACAGAGGUCUCACUGGGAGAGGAGGCAGUUUAGGCAGGAGGGCCCUGCUGUGAGACCACUGGAGGUCAAGAAGAGGACCUGGUGAUACCCAGGCUUGUCCUGAGGCGUAGAGAAGGUCAGCAGCUAUGCUCUGAAGGACUUUGGGGCCCAAAGGUGUCGCUGGGAGCUCCCCCAAAGCUUCCCCACGCAGGUGGGAGAUGAGGUCAUGGCUGCAGGGGAGGUGUAGAACCCACAGGGAGGGAAGCAGGGGUGAGAAGAAAGAAUAAGGCUUCUUGGAAGGGGAAUUGCCAGAGUACCGAUGAAGUUUACGGUUCUGAAUUUAGAGUAAACUGGGCAACCUGGUUAAGGACCUUCUGUCCGACAUCCUCCAGCCACGUGCAUACAGGGAGGAAGGCAGACAGCUGGGGUCAGCAUGGUGUGGGAGCAGCAGGUGGGGUGUCAGGGGUCAUAGUGAUUUGUGAACUUAAAACUCCUCAUCCAUCCAUAGCCACUCAAGAAUCCUCAUGCCUGCUGUCCCCAGAGGAGCCCCCUGCUCAGAGGAAGCCCCAUCUGUCCUCACCCUUCUACCCCAUCUUUAUCCAUGCCUUGGGGACUGUGUUCUCCAUCUAGUAGGGGUAGAACAAGGUUCACGGCCAGGUCCGCCCAGAACACUGCAGAGCCUGGAAGGUGCCUGGUACCUCGCUGGACCGUGGCUCUUAGAGUGGGGGCAAGAGACCCGCCUCUCUGGCCACAAAUGCGGC
Molecule: messenger RNA, 4053 nt
Organism: Peromyscus leucopus (white-footed mouse)
Lineage: Eukaryota; Metazoa; Chordata; Mammalia; Rodentia; Cricetidae
Gene: Gpr17
Product: G protein-coupled receptor 17
Exons: 2
Coding region: 411-1445 (344 amino acids)
Biological process (GO): positive regulation of Rho protein signal transduction; phospholipase C-activating G protein-coupled receptor signaling pathway
Cellular component (GO): membrane
Molecular function (GO): G protein-coupled receptor activity
Source: RefSeq, a predicted model, not a curated record